CUCCGCAUGGCCUCCGCCAUGUGGUCGCGGGCCGCCGAGGAGUCCGUCGACAGGGUCUGGGAGUACUACCUGCCAGUGCGGGCGCAGGAGCAGGCCAGGGUGGCGUUCGGCUCGGCGCAGAGCCGCGCCGUGCUGCCGCUGGCCGGCCCCGGCGGCGGCGCGUCCCGCCUCGCGCUGCUCGCCGUCAAGGCCACCGACGACCUGGACCACCUCGGCCCGGCCAAGUACACCACGCCCACGCUGGGCGCGCUGCACGACGUCCUCACGAGGGUGACGACCAAGCGGCCCGACGUCGGCCCCGGCGGCAGCACCGCGCCGCGCUUCAGGGAGGUGGACCAGCACCUCCCGGCGCCCAACACGUACCAGCUGCCGAGCCGGCGGCCAGCCACGCCCAGCAAGGCGCCCUUCAACACCACCACCACCAGGAGGCCGCUGGUCACGUCCAACACCCCCGGGCCCGGCUCCUACAACCCCGGGGCCUUCAGCCAGCCCGGCGUGGCCGUGGUGGUGCGGUGCGGCCAGGGCGACGGCCCGGGGCGCUGCGAGGCGUGCCAGGAGGAACUGGCCGCCGAGUUCUGGUCGCUGGACGGCCACGUGGUGCAGGGGCUCCCCCGGGACGCGCUCAUGUGCCAGGCCUGCAUGCAGUCGGCGCGCGCGCUGCUGCGGGCGGCCGGCGCCAGAAGCAAGACGCGCUUCACGCGCUGGCAGCUGGACGCCUUCAAGAAAACCCGUGACUGCUCGGACAUCCACCGGCACGAGGGCACGAAGUCCAAGAUCAGUCUGGUGGACCCCAAGACGGUGGCGAAGCGGCGCCGGAAGGAGGCCUACCUGGCCAAGUACUUCCGGGACCAGGCCGUCGUGAACCCCAACCUGAUGGCCGGCACCGAGCCCGCCAAGCUGACCGAGGCGGAGGUGGACGCGGGCCGCGGUCCCCGGCCGGACGCCUUCUGCUGCCUCCACGAGGCGUUCAACAGCUUCAACAAGGACAACAUGUCGUUCGGACUGCGGUCGCUGCGGGUGCCCUCCGACGUGCUGUACAACACCAUGAGGCGGUGCGCCCUGGACUUCCACCCGUCGCGGUCCUCGUCCACGCGGACCUCCGUCAGGGAGUCCGUCAGGGGGUCCGUCAGGGAGUCCACGACCCGCCGCCCCUCGCGCACCAACUAG
Molecule: messenger RNA, 1167 nt
Organism: Thrips palmi
Lineage: Eukaryota; Metazoa; Arthropoda; Insecta; Thysanoptera; Thripidae
Exons: 6
Coding region: 7-1167 (386 amino acids)
Biological process (GO): regulation of cell projection organization
Cellular component (GO): ciliary basal body
Molecular function (GO): cytoskeletal protein binding
Source: RefSeq, a predicted model, not a curated record